Messenger RNA from Pteropus alecto (black flying fox), 5077 nucleotides. RefSeq names its product two pore segment channel 1 (gene TPCN1). Bases 24 to 2675 code for a protein of 883 amino acids. Gene Ontology annotation, biological process: monoatomic ion transport; transmembrane transport. NCBI's taxonomy places the organism in Eukaryota, Metazoa, Chordata, Mammalia, Chiroptera, Pteropodidae. The record is from RefSeq and is a predicted model, not a curated record. Gene Ontology annotation, molecular function: voltage-gated channel activity; monoatomic ion channel activity. The transcript is spliced from 27 exons. Gene Ontology annotation, cellular component: endosome membrane; lysosomal membrane.
GUUGCGGGGACGGUCGGCGGCGGAUGCUAGAGCUGGCGCAGCUGCCUUGGUGGCAGUGGCUGAAGUGGCGGCGGCGGCGGCAGCGGCUGCAACAGCUCCGGGCUUGGGGCUUUGACGGAGGCGCCCGCAGUCUGGGCUGCACGGUGCUGAGCCCGGCGCGCGGUCCGGGUUGCUGGGGCGGCGCGUAUGCCUCAAAUGGAGGAGUUUCUGAGAAGCACCUCUGGGCCAGUGGCUUUGAAAGGGAGCUCAAAGCAGAGACUAUUUAUAGCCCUGGACAUCGCAUCCUGAGGGCUGCAGGAGAGGAGAACAUGGCCAUGAGUUUAGAUGACGACGUUCCCCUCAUCCUGACCUUGGACGAGGGUGGGAGUGCCCCACUGGCUCCCUCCAACGGCCUGGGCCAAGAGGAACUGCCUAGCAGAAAUGGAGGCAGCUACGCCGUCCACGAUUCCCAGGCCCCCAGUCUGAGCUCAGAGGGUGACAGUUUCCCCUCGAGCCCCACCACACACAACUGGGAGAUGAAUUAUCAAGAGGCAGCGAUCUACCUCCAGGAAGGCGAGAAUAACGACAAGUUCUUCACCCACCCCAAGAGCGCCCGAGCGCUGGCGGCCUACCUCUUCGCGCACAACCACCUCUUCUACCUGAUGGAGCUGUCCACCGCCCUGCUUCUGCUGCUGCUGUCCCUGUGCGAGGCCCCCGCCGUCCCCGCGCUCCGCCUCGGCAUCUACGUCCACGCGACCCUGGAGCUGUUCGCCCUGAUGGUGGUCGUCUUUGAGCUCUGCAUGAAGUUGCGGUGGCUGGGCCUCCACACCUUCAUCCGGCACAAACGGACCAUGGUCAAGACCUCCGUGCUGGCGGUGCAGUUCAUCGAGGCCAUCGUGGUGUUGGUACGGCAGACAUCGCACAUGCGGGUGACCCGGGCACUGCGCUGCAUUUUCCUGGUGGACUGUCGGUACUGCGGUGGCGUCCGGCGCAACCUCCGGCAGAUCUUCCAGUCCUUGCCACCCUUCAUGGACAUCCUCCUGUUGCUGCUCUUCUUCAUGAUCAUUUUCGCCAUCCUCGGUUUCUACUUGUUCUCCCCCAACCCGUCGGACCCCUACUUCAGCACCCUGGAGAGCAGCAUCGUUAGCCUGUUCGUCCUUCUGACCACCGCCAACUUCCCAGACGUGAUGAUGCCCUCAUACUCCCGGAACCCCUGGUCCUGCGUCUUCUUCAUCGUGUACCUCUCCAUCGAGCUGUACUUCAUCAUGAACCUGCUUCUGGCCGUGGUGUUCGACACCUUCAACGACAUCGAGAAACGCAAGUUCAAGUCUUUGCUGUUGCACAAGCGAACCGCCAUCCAGCAUGCCUACCGCCUGCUCAUCAGCCAGCGGAGGCCUGCCGGCAUCUCCUACAGGCAGUUCGAAGGCCUGAUGCGCUUCUACAAGCCCCGGAUGAGUGCCGGGGAGCGCUACCUUACUUUCAAGGCCCUGAAUCAGAGCAACACACCUCUGCUCAGCCUGAAGGACUUUUAUGACAUCUACGAAGUCGCCGCCUUGAAAUGGAAGGCAAAGAGAAAUAAGGAGCAUUGGUUCGAUGAGCUUCCCAGGACAGCGUUCCUCAUCUUCAAAGGAAUUAAUAUCCUCGUGAAGUCCAAAGCCUUCCAGUAUUUCAUGUACUUGGUGGUGGCAGUCAACGGGCUCUGGGUCCUCGUGGAGACUUUCAUGCUGAAAGGUGGGAACUUCUUCUCCAAGCACGUGCCCUGGAGUUAUCUCGUCUUUCUGACUAUCUACGGGGUGGAGCUGUUCCUGAAGGUCGCCGGCCUGGGCCCCGUUGAAUACCUGUCCUCCGGAUGGAAUCUUCUCCUUCCCUUUCUCAGGUUAUUCAAAUUGAAAAAGCGUUACCGCAACGUGCUGGACACCAUGUUCGAGCUGCUGCCCCGGAUGGCCAGCCUGGGCCUCACCCUGCUCAUCUUCUACUACUCCUUCGCCAUCGUGGGCAUGGAAUUCUUCUGUGGAAUCCUCUACCCCAACUGCUGCAAUUCAAGUACAGUGGCAGACGCGUACCGCUGGCUCAAUCACACUGUGGGCAACAGGACCAUCGUGGAGGACGGCUACUAUUAUCUCAAUAAUUUUGACAACAUCCUGAACAGCUUUGUGACCUUGUUCGAGCUCACAGUUGUCAACAACUGGUACAUCAUCAUGGAAGGUGUCACCUCCCAGACGUCCCAUUGGAGCCGCCUCUACUUCAUGACCUUUUACAUCGUGACCAUGGUGGUGAUGACGAUCAUCGUCGCCUUCAUCCUGGAGGCCUUUGUCUUCCGAAUGAACUACAACCGCAAGAACCAGGACUCGGAAGUUGAUGGUGGCAUCACUGUCGAGAAGGAGGUGUCCAAGGACGAGCUGCUCGCUGUCCUGAAGCUGUACCGGGAGGCGCGGGGGGCCGGCUCGGACACCCCCCGGCUGCUGAAGAUCCUCUCCCAGAUGGAGAAAAACGAGCAAAACGCCGUGGUGUUUCUGGGACGGAGAUCAAGGACCAAAAGCGACCUGAGCCUGAAGAUGUACCAGGAGGAGAUCCAGGAGUGGUACGAAGAACACGCCCGGAAGGAGGAGGAGCAGCAGCAGCAGCUCAGCGACAGCAGUGUCCCCGCCACCCAGCAGCUCCCAGGCAGCCGCCAGCGCUCCCAGACCAUCACCUAGCCCCAGCGCACGAAAGCCAUCUCUUCUAUGCAAUAACACAAUAGUAUUAUUUUACUACGAUGUAUCGAAAGAAUGUGUAUGUGUGUGUGUGUAUAUAUAUAUAUAUGUAUCUAUAUAUAUAUACACAUAGUCAUAUAUAUGCACAUAUUUAUAGAAAAAAGAAAAGACAGGCAGACAAGAUGGGGUUUGGUUUGUAACCGCCUCGCCCCGUGUUCCUUAACCCCAGGGUCAGCUGGGUUUGGUGGGGAGUCAGGCCCCCAGGAGCCCAUCCCAACACAGAAGACUCCAGAAGGCCUCUUCACAAGAAGACUGCUUACAAUAGAUUCCGCCGAUCUCCGCAGGGAGCGGGCCAGCCCUCCGUGGGCCAGGCCCACGGCCACGGCCACGGCCACCCCGACUUCCUGGCCUCGCUUUCAGACUCCCCGCCAACAGCUUCCCCACGAAUUUUCCCUGCGGCCACAUCCCGGGUGUCUGUGUCUUGCUUUAGGGACAAAACCACUUAGGAAAGAAAGAACCCAUGUCCUCGGGGUUCGUAUUUCUAUAUAUAUGGUAAUGUACCAGAAUGUUCCUUUGGGGUCCAGUGCCAAGGACCUCACGGAAAGAGUAAUUGAGGGCGGUGAUUAGACCAUGUGGUCAGAUCUCGACCGGCACUGGGCAGCGAGAGGCUGGCCGAUGGCUACCACCCCAAACCCAGUCCCGAAACGGGCUUUAUCCACUCAUCCCUUUAACUUGAGAUUGUCCUGUUUAAACAGAAACGCAUUUUGGUUAAUUCGGGAUUCUGCUAUGGACCAUCCAGAUCCUUCCAUGUGCAUUAGGUUCCGCUGCUGGGAACAGGAGCCAAAAGCACAGACACCCUCUCCCCGCUCCGCGAGCCGUCCACAGCAGCCCCACGGCCGAACCUGUAGGUCCCCUUGGGCAAUGGACUUGGCUGAGAUGGGGUGGGGCCUCAGCUCACCCCAGGGUCUCACUGGCAGGAGAGGUUGGGGCGGAAGCAGGUCCAGGUGAACGUUCAGUUCCCCCAAGUGCCCCUGUUUCCCCAGGGGAGUUCUCUCAGAUCAGUGUGGUCAGUCAGGGUCGGCAGCCCCGGUGAGUGGCGGUGGCAGAAGCCGGGUCGGAGUAGAGGGAUCUUGGGUUCGGUUCUCUGGGCUGCAAACCUCUCAUGGUGCAGGAGGCAGAGGCGACGGGCUGCAGGGGUGGGGGAAAGGGGGGGCGGGGCAACAGCCCCACACUGAGCGGCCUGGUCCAACCCAGUUCUCCAGCGGCCUCCACUUCCCCUCGCGACUUAGGAAGGCGGGUGGGCAGAGAGGUUCCCCUCGCCAUGUUCUCCUCCCUGCAGGGCAGAGCCUGGUCCCAGGGGUGCAGCACCAGCUGCCCCACGCCCUCUCCCCAGCCAUCCCCAAGGCCCCGUGGCUGACACCGCAGCCCUGCCCCUCACCAGGGGAGGAGUGGUGGACGUUUUUAUUUUUAAAGCACAGGCCUUUGCAGACAAAGGAAUCCUUGGGGACCCCUGAGAUUCCCACGGGGGUGAGGAGGCUGAUGCUGUCCUGUUCGCCUCUGGAGGGCCAUCAGCCUCCGAAGGCAGCUCGGCACUGAGCCCUAGGCCAGAACCCCUUUCCCUCUCCAGAGAAGGGACUUGCACAACUGGGUGCCUUUUAACUUUCGUGUACUGAACCGGGCAUUUUGGAAGCAGGGAUCAAGGGGUAGCUUUUAAGGGGGGAUGGGAAUGCUCUGACCUGAGCACGUGGGCCUCAUUCCAGUCCCUUUCUCUGCCCCCAGAGGGCUGCAGACCUGGGAGGGGCACCAGGGGAGCUGAGGGCCCCCCGGGGGCAGGGCUGGUCCUCCCAGUCCUGUCCUGGGAAAGGCCCUGGUUUUAGCUAGGACCAGAUAGUGCUGACUCCAGCGAUGGGUCAGCGGCCUUGUCAUGGAGGCUAAGGGCAGCUGUUCCUGCAGGGUCAUCUGUGGCCUCAUCAAGUUGACCCUCAAACUUGCACAUAGGCUUAUGGAGCAGGGAGCAGGUGUCACCCAGGGCUGCGAGCUCUGAGGGACCCAAGACGUCAUCCGGCUCAGAUGCCCUCUCACCUCCCAUGUCAUGGCCCAGUGAAACCGAGCUGAGACUUGCCACCUUGCCCUGGGUCAAGCAAUCUGUCAGUGGCCACUGACGUGAUGGCACUGUGCUCUUGCCCUGCUUUUUAUGGGGGUGGGGGUUGGGGGUGUGUGUGUGCGCCAUCUGGCCCCUCCCCCUCGCUUCCCUCCCCCCCACCCAGCCUUACUCCAUGCGACAAUCAUUUUUUACGGAUAACGGGAGCAACGCUGUAAGGUUUUGUACGUUGAUUUGUUACCUAGAAAACCCACUGUGUCUCCAGACUUCUGGCAUAUUAAUAAAAGAGCCUCUGCUUUGUAAA